Molecule: messenger RNA, 2018 nt
Organism: Syngnathoides biaculeatus (alligator pipefish)
Lineage: Eukaryota; Metazoa; Chordata; Actinopteri; Syngnathiformes; Syngnathidae
Gene: ssb
Product: small RNA binding exonuclease protection factor La
Exons: 12
Coding region: 150-1337 (395 amino acids)
Biological process (GO): positive regulation of translation; RNA processing
Cellular component (GO): cytosol; cytoplasmic stress granule; nucleus
Molecular function (GO): RNA binding
Source: RefSeq, a predicted model, not a curated record
UUCUUUAAGAAUACUGUGAGGCGAUAGCUUUCGGUCCUCCCGACUUUCCGUAGCACGCAGUCCCACAUGUGAAAACUGGUGCCAAAGUGAGAUCCUUUGGUCUGAACAACUCAACUUUCUACCGGCUCUAUCAAACUGUUUCAACAGCCAUGUCUGAAGAAAUGUCUCCAGUUGAACUGAAAGUGGCUCAACAAAUUGAGUACUACUUUGGGGAUCACAAUCUUCUAAAAGACCGGUUUCUCAAAGAACAACUUCAGCUUGACGAUGGCUGGGUUACGUUGGAGACGAUGCUUAAAUUUAACAGAUUGAAGUCCCUAACCUGUGAUGCCAAUGUCAUCAUUUCCGCUCUCCAGAAAUCAACAAGAGGCCUUUUAGAAAUUAGUGAGGACAAGACUAAAAUCAGGAGGUCUCCGGAAAAACCUUUGCCUGAACUGAACGAUGAGUACAAAGAUGCUGUCAAACACAAAUCUGUCUACAUGAAAGGUUUUCCUUUGGAAACCUCCCUGGAUGAGAUCCAGGAGUGGUUGAAUGAAAAAGGCAAUGUCGAAAACAUUCAAAUGAGGAGAAACAUGGAGAGGCAGUUCAAGGGAUCAGUGUUUGUCUGCUUUGAUACAGAGUCGUCGUCCAAGCAGUUCCUUGAACGUUCAGAUAUCAAGUCAUUCAAAGACAAUGAUUUGCUUGUUUUAUCAAGGGAAGAUUACCAUGCAAAGAAAGCACAGGAAAGAAAACAACACAAAGCAGAGACAAAAGCAAAGGUUAAACAGGAUAAAGAACAGCAGCAGAAACAUGUGGAAGAAAAAGAUAUGGAUCAGCUGUUGGAAGAACACUCGGGGGCGUUGUUAAAGUUCUCCGGAGAGCUGGAAGAUGUUUCCAGAGAGGACUUUCAUGACGUGUUCUCAGGGCAUGGACGAAUCAAGUGGGUUGAUUUUACAAGAGGGGCCAAGGAGGGCACCCUUCUCUUCGAUGGAAACGCAAAAGAGGCAUUUGAGAAGGCAAAAGAGGCAAAUGACGGGGAGCUUAAAGUCAAGAAUAAUAAUGUUACAUGGAAGCUGCUUGAAGGAGAAGAGGAGAAAGAGGUCCUGAAGAAGAUCAUUGAAGCCCAACAAGACUCUCUCAGCCGGAGCAAAGGAAGAGGAGGCAGAGGGAAAUCCGCUGGGAGAGGAAGAGGAGGUCGCAAAGGAAAAGGAGGCAGAGAUCAAGGCAGAACUCAAUACCAGGGCAAGAAGACGAAAUUUGAUAGUGAUGAUGAGGACGAUGCACCCGUGGCCCCAAAGAGGGAACUUGAAGAACCCGAUGGACCUGCAGCAAAGGUGGCCAAAACUGAAAAUGGAUCUUAAUAAGGCCACACACUGAUAUAUAUUUUUUUUUAACAAAACAUUUAUUAUGUACAGAGGCAAACAAGUCCAUUCCAAUCAAACCCUUCAGGCUUUGGAGAACCGUAGAAAGUCCACCUGAAUGUCAACCUAGAGAACAAUUUGCAAAGCUUGGUGUCAGUUUUCUGCUUUUCAAGUCCAUGAAUGCACCUAGAUUUCUCUUUAGACGAUUUUGACUUUUUAUUAUGUAUAACUUUCUGAUCUCAGAUUAUAAUUUAAUUUGAACAGAACAUUUGCGUUAGUUCUGUCAGACUCCUUGUGACAAGAUUCUGCCACUAUUUUUUUCUUGUAGAUUCCCUACAUUAUGAAAAAAAGCUUUGCUGUUUUUUACGUUUUCAUUAUAUAUUGCAAACAAACCAUGUAUAAGUUAGCAGUUUUAAUGUGCCUAUUCAGGAGCUCUCCAGAUGAGGAAAAGAGUGUGAAGGGCAUUAAAACUUACCGAUUUCUUUUUGUGAAACUUGUAAGAAGCUGGCAAGUCGUAUCUUAGUUCUGUUUACACACACAAAAAGCCAACUUUUCUCAUUUCAAAUGUUCUGAUGUGCUUAUAAUGUAUUACCUGCAAUGACUUCCAUCUUCACUCCCCAGUCAUUGGCCUUCUUUUGUAUGUGCUGGAAUGGGAAAAAGAAUAUAAAUCUGUCAGACACA